UCAUUUUUUGGGGACUUGCCCUCAAAAAGUCAUGCGCCUCCGUCCUCUAGUAUAAGAAUAAGUGAACAAGAAGAUCGAAUAGGAACCGAACUGCCUGAAAAUACCUUACCAAAUCUUCAGCUAACGCUUGUUGUUGGUUGUUGAACUCCAUCACCUAAUGGCUUCUUCAUUGAAAUCCAAAAGGACAUAUCAUGUGUUCUUGAGUUUCAGAGGCGAGGACGUUCGGAAUAACUUCCUUGGUCAUCUCUACAGAGCUCUUGAUCAGAAUGGAAUCUACACUUAUGUUGAUAGCGAGGAGCUCAGGAAAGGAGAGCAAAUAGCUCCGGCACUUAUGAAGGCAAUCGAGGAAUCACAGAUCGCGAUAAUCGUUUUCUCCAAGGAUUAUGCUUCCUCACGGUGGUGUUUGGAAGAGUUGGUGAAAAUCAUUGAUUGUAAGAAAGAAAGAGAUCUCAUGGUCUUUCCUUUGUUUUACAAAGUGGAACCCAGAGAAUUGAGAACACCAAGAGGGAUCUAUAGAGAUGCUAUGGAUAAGCAUGAGUUCAAGUACGGAAAGGAUUCAAAAGAAGUGAAGAGAUGGGAGAAAGCUCUUUCUGAUGCUAGUGACUUGUUCGGAUGGACUUUGAAAGAUGGAGAUGAGGCAGAGCUUAUACAAAACAUUGUGAUGGAUAUCUCCACUCGCUUAAACCGAACACUUUUGCAUGUUGCUAUGCAUCCGGUUGGGAUACAUUCCCCCAUGGUUAAAUUGAAAUCAAUGUUAAACCUUGAGUCUGAUGACGAUGUUCUCAUGGUGGGAUUGUGGGGACAGGGAGGCACAGGAAAGACGACUUUAGCCAAAGCUGUUUAUAAUGAUAUUUACAAUCAAUUCGAGAAUUCAUGUUUUUUGGCGAAUGUUCGAGAAGUUUCAAAAGAUUGCAAGGAUUUAGUUACUUUGCAAGAAAAAUUACUAUCUGAGAUAUUAGCACUGAAGGAAGGAUUAGUGUCUAAUGUUGAUAGAGGUAUUAAUCUAAUACAAGAAAGACUUUGUCACAAAAAAGUUCUCCUCAUCCUUGAUGAUGUGAAUGAUUUGAAACAAUUAAGUGCUUUAGUUGGAGAAGGUAAGUGGCUUCACAAUGGGAGUAGGAUCAUUGUUACUACAAGAGAUAAACAUUUGCUAACUUAUCUCGGAAUAGAUCAAGAUCAUGUGUACGAAGUUAGAGAGCUGAAUUACAAUGAUGCUCGUGAGUUGUUUAGUAAGCAUGCUUUUCCGACACACCAAAACUUUACGAUCAAGACAGAUCUAGUGGAUAGAGCUCUAAAUCUUGCUAAAGGCCUUCCUUUAGCACUUGAGGUGCUAGGUUCCUUUUUGCGUGGUAGAAGAGAAAAUGAAUGGGAAAGUGCACUAGAUAAUAUUUCUACGGCUCCUAAGAAAGACAUCAAUGAUGUGCUCAAAAUAAGUUAUGAUGGAUUAGAGCGAAAUGAGCAAGAGAUCUUUCUCCACAUUGCCUGCUUCUUCAAGGGGUGGGAUAGUGAGUAUGUAAAGAAAAUUCUUGACAGUUGUGAUCUUAAGGCAGUAAUAGGAUUAAAAAUUCUCGUGGAGAGGUCUUUGAUAAGAACUGAGUUUGAGGAAUUACAAAUGCAUGACUUGAUUCAAUUGAUGGGUAUGGAUAUUGUGAACCAAGAAAGUGAUGAUCCUGGGAGACGUAACAGAUUAUGGCAACAUGAUGAUGUUGUUGAUGUUCUGUCAAGCGACAUGGGAAAUUGUGAUGUCAAAGCUAUAGUGUUGAAGCCACCUAAGCCAAUAGAGAUGUGUAUCAAUCCUGAUGCUUUUACAAAAAUGAGAAGGUUGAGAUUGCUCAUCUUGCACGACGUUCAUGAUUCUUUCCAAGGUCCUAUAUGUCUUCCUAAUGAGCUUAGAUGGUUUGAGUGGACUGGAUGUGCUCGCCAGAUUCCAGAAUUUUCCUCCGGUCCAAAGAAAGUAGUGGGACUUAAUAUAAGCGAAGGCAAUAUCACAGGAGUCGUAAAACAAUUUAAGGAUUUCAAAAAUUUGAAGUACAUUACUUUAAGUUAUUGUAAGGAGCUGGUUCGUAUUCCUGACCUUUCAUAUACUCCAAAUCUUGAGGAAUUGGAUUUUCAUAAUUGCAAAAACUUGGUAGAAGCUCAUGAGUCCCUUGCAUAUCUUGACAAGUUACAAGUGUUAAAUUUCUCGGGGUGCUCUGAACUUAGUGCCUUUCCAGAUGAGCUCAAGUCAAAAAAGAUUAAAACUCUCAGAUUUGAAAAAUGCACAAAGUUAGAAAGGUUCCCUGAUAUUCCACAUAAACUCGAAGCCCUAGAUUGGCUUGACUUAGAAGGGACUGCAAUUAAAGAACUGCCCGCAUCAAUAGAAAAUCUUGUCUCUUUGGAGGGAAUGUGUUUGAAUACAUGCAAGAACCUGGUUAGUCUUCCGUCUAGCAUUUAUAAGUUACAAAACCUUCAUACUUUGGAAAUUGAAGGUUGCACUAAUUUCACAUUUCCAAAGCACAACGAUUCGGCCGAUCCAUGCAUGAAGAUCGGACUUUCAAAUUUAAUCUGGUUAAGCCUUGCAGGAUGUAAUUUGUCUGAAGUAGAGUUUCUUGAGGAUCCUUCCCGUUUUCCCCUCUUGAAAACUUUAAUUUUGUCGGAGAACAAUAUUAUUGCCCUUCCUCCAUCCAUCAAUGAGCGUGAUCUGUCUAUGCUGAGGGUCGAAAACUGCCAUCAAUUACAAAACAAUGAAGAUUUAACCUCAAUUCAUCAAUUUGUGCGUAAAGGUUUGGCUAAUGAGUUGGCUUAUGAGCUUGGCCCACAUUUCGUUGGCAAGGUUAGAUACUCUCUCUCUCUCUCUCUCUCUCUCUCUCUCUCUCUCUCUCUCUCUCUCUCUCUC
Eucalyptus grandis is the source of this 2875-nucleotide messenger RNA. Its product is annotated as disease resistance protein RUN1. Lineage: Eukaryota; Viridiplantae; Streptophyta; Magnoliopsida; Myrtales; Myrtaceae. Gene Ontology annotation, biological process: defense response; signal transduction. The transcript has 4 exons. Gene Ontology annotation, molecular function: ATP hydrolysis activity; ADP binding. The annotation marks the transcript as partial. The record is from RefSeq and is a predicted model, not a curated record.